UUGAUUAAUAAUGACAAGAACUUAAUGGGAGGGUCAUGACUAAAAAUUAGUUGUAUUCGUGGAUCAAAGAGAGAUGAGCGGUAGGUGUCUUAACGAAGAGCAUUCUCUAGUAGCUCUUUUUGGUUGAAAAUAGAUGAAUGAAGUAUCUGUUGGAGCAUUUGACCAGGAAGUAUCCAAAUUGCAUGGUGUUUGGAGAAAGUAGACAGAGUCAAGUUUUGGGAAUAUAUGGACAGUAGAAUACCUUAAAGUGAAGAACUUGACUAGCAUAGAGAAUUAUAGUAUGAUCUCAUUGAUCAUCAUAGCUAGAGAAUGUUUAGCAUUAUUUACCGUACUGCUAUUUCAUAAUUUCAAAUAUUCUUCCAAUUUAUUUAUGAAGAAAUUUUUAAAUAAGUUAUGUUCCACUAGCAAGAAAGGAAUGAAGAAUACUAGUGCCUCUGUGAUUGGUUGUCUUUGGUGCAGCUUGAGGCAUAACCACACAAAGAAUUGAGCCCAGCUUCUUUGUCCUCUCCUCCCAUCAGGCUUACCAAUCCGUCCUCCUUUCAUUUCUCCCAAUUAUUCUCAAUCUGUGCCUUUACUGACUUGCACGGAAGAGCAGCCUCUAGAGUAAAUCCUGCUAUAUCUCUCUCUUCCUCAAUUGAGGAAGAGGUUGGGGCUUUUCCAUGCUAAACAAGCUCUGACAGACCAACUUCAGGUAUAUAAGGAUGC
Moneuplotes crassus is the source of this 705-nucleotide messenger RNA. NCBI's taxonomy places the organism in Eukaryota, Ciliophora, Spirotrichea, Euplotida, Euplotidae. The record is from the annotation of a GenBank genome assembly.